CUUUUUUCCAAAGACAGGUUCGAAAGUAAGUUAUCACUCCUUCUCCUCUCUCCCUCCCGCAACAUUUCGCGAAAGCGACCAACAUGCCUAUCAUCCUUCAACGGUUCCUGAUCUCGACCAUGAUGGCGGUCUUGCUCUUCUGCAGCCUACCAGGUCGCGUUACCGCUCUCCCUUUCUUGGCCAGCUCAGGUCAUACGGUAGUCCAAAACUAUUUCAGCGGAGACCAGCCCAUUUUGCCUCAGACAGUAGUCCUGCUCGGACAGUUGCUGGGUGCAGCAAAGACCAAGCUGCAAGGAGGAGACGCGGAUUUGCAACAGGACUUGGACAACUUGGUGAAACAGGCAAAGAAGUAUCUCAAGAAGGGUGAGUGGAAGCUUCCCUGUCGUUGAGAGAUGUACCAAGCCGAUGCAAUUCUAGGGCCUUGGUCAGUGACCAAUAACCAGAUGUCUGUCCCCAAUGGUACUAUCCACGAUUAUGCUUCCCAAGCACCCUACUACUGGCCAAACAAUUGGGAAACCCCCGAGUCGGGCGAGGUGUGCCCGUAUGUCAAACGCGAUGGCUAUGUCAACCCCGAAGCUUCUCUGUAUACGUCAAAGCAGGACAGGGCGGACAUGUUCACUGCGUCCUAUUCCUUGGCACUCGCCUGGUACUAUACCGACACUCCGGCUUACAGGGAACAUGCGGCGCAAGUCAUCAAGGCUUGGUUCCUUGACGAGGAUACGGCGAUGACCCCGCACCUGAAGCACUCGCAGAUUAUUCCUUGCGAAAACGACGGAAGAGCGAUCGGCAUUUUGGACUUUUCAGAGCAAUACACGACGGUUCUUGAUGCCGCGGCCAUUCUCAGCACAGUGUACGACGCGAGUUGGAACAGCGAGACGGAGAAGGCAUUCAAGGCGUGGAACCAAGAAUUCCUCACGUGGUUGACGGAUAGUGAGUUCGGAAAGAAAGAACUGGCCGCCACGAAUAACCACGGUACUUUCGCUCGUCAGCAAAUUGCCGGUAUUGCCGCCUAUGUCGGGCAAAACGACCUUGCUGCUGCGAUGGCACAAGGGGCCAAAGCCAUCGUCGACAGCCAAAUCGAAUCCGACGGGUCCCAGCCACUCGAGCUCUCCCGAACACGCUCAUGGCACUACUCGUGUUUCAACCUGGUAGCGCACGCUCGGCUUGCAGACAUAGCUCACCAGGUUGGUGUUGAUCUUUGGGGUUAUAAGGGCGAGCAAGGACAGUCUAUCUUGGGCGCUAUCGACUAUCUCAUUCCUUACGCAUCGACAGAUGGUGAAACGUGGCCAUACAAGGAACUUUCAUUCAUCGGAUACGGGGCAAGUGAUCUUGUCAAUGCGGCGGCGGAUCAGGGAGACGAGAUGGCCAAGGCUGCUCUGCCAAGUCUGACUUACCCUUCGACCGGUAAUCAGUGGCCCUUGAGGCCCUCGGUCGAGAAAUUGGACAAAUCUGGCUGAUAGGGCUUCCUUUUGUGAUUUUGUUUUCUUCUUCAUGAAAAUCAGCAGUCAUUAUACCUAUCAGUAGUUCUCGAUAUUGCUAUGCAAGUCCUCAUCAAACUCACA
Molecule: messenger RNA, 1562 nt
Organism: Cryptococcus amylolentus CBS 6039
Lineage: Eukaryota; Fungi; Basidiomycota; Tremellomycetes; Tremellales; Cryptococcaceae
Exons: 5
Coding region: 393-1457 (354 amino acids)
Cellular component (GO): periplasmic space
Molecular function (GO): lyase activity
Source: RefSeq, a predicted model, not a curated record